Malassezia japonica is the source of this 834-nucleotide messenger RNA. It is a transcript of the gene TIM22, whose product is annotated as Mitochondrial import inner membrane translocase subunit tim22. Gene Ontology annotation, biological process: protein insertion into mitochondrial inner membrane. The transcript is spliced from 2 exons. Gene Ontology annotation, molecular function: transmembrane protein transporter activity. The record is from RefSeq and is a predicted model, not a curated record. NCBI's taxonomy places the organism in Eukaryota, Fungi, Basidiomycota, Malasseziomycetes, Malasseziales, Malasseziaceae. Bases 1 to 834 code for a protein of 277 amino acids. Gene Ontology annotation, cellular component: TIM22 mitochondrial import inner membrane insertion complex.
AUGUCGACGAAGAUGCCGCUCGUUGCGCCAGUGUACCUGCCUGGGCAGGAGCCGCUUGUGCCGGGCAUGACAGAGGAUGACCGUCACCAGAUGCGCGAGAUGCUCAAGUACCAGGGGUAUACGACGAUGGCGAUGGAAUCGUGCGCCUUCAAGUCGGUCAUGUCCGGCGUGCUGGGCUUUGGUCUAGGUGCCUUUUUCAGCCUUAUGAGCGCCUCAUUUGCUCUGGACGACCCCGUGCGUCAGACGAUGGCCGACCAGAUUGCGAUGGAGCGUGCGAAGCGCCUUGAAGAGGCUGCAAAGAAGGAAGGCAAGGCGGUUCCCGGCGCCAAGCCUGCUGUCACGCCCUCGCCCGCGACCGCGCCCGCGCAUGCUACCGCGCAGGCCAGCACGCCUGCUGCGUCGAUCAAGCCCGCGCCCACGGUUGCCACGGCCGGUGCGCCCGCUGCCGGCAGCGCUGCGCCCCAGUCGGGCAUCCUGUCCAAGCUUCCUGGCAGUGGUAUGUUUAAGGACGUGAAGCCGCCGCCGCCGCAGCUCCCUGAAGUGAACACGAUGCAGAGCACGAAGCAGUUCUUCGUGCAGACCGGUAAGAGCAUGUACUCGAGCGGCCGCGGAUUCGGUAAGGUCGGUGCGCUCUACUCUGGCAUUGAGUGCCUGAUCGAGGGCUUCCGGGCGAAGAACGACAUUGUGAACCCCGUUGUCGCUGGUCUCUUUGCCGGUGGCAUUCUUGCACGCAACUCGGGCCCCCAGGCGGUGGUCGGCGGCGCGGUGGCGUUUGCCGCCUUUAGUGGCGCGAUCGAUCUCUUCCUCCGUCGCGAAGCGGCCGAUGACCCGUAG